GUGACUUCAGACCCGGAAGUAGCCGUCACUAAGGAACAUGCACCUUCCUAGCUGUUAAUUAACUCUCCUGACGACGUCGGCUCUCCGAACAGGAGCAGUGGGAGCUGAAAGGCGAACGAAAGUAGGAAACCAUCUCACACGGCUGUGUUAAUCCUGGGUCUGCUGUCCAAAUGUUGUCUGAAGGAGGUUCUUUCAUGAAGGGGAUGGCCAUGGGAGGCAUCUUCUGCUUGGCGCUCUCGCUUUUUGGUAGUUUCAGCCCCGCCACGGAACACGGGCCGGACGAACAUCAUCAUCAUCAUCACGUUAAGGCCCCGAGUAAAGAUGAGCUGACUCGCCUCUCGGACAGUCACGUGCAGGCGUUGGUCAAUCAAGUCCGGGUCUCUUGCAUCAUCAUGGUCCAGCCAAAGAUCCUGGUUUACUGGGCGACUGCGCUGGAAACCUGGAGUAAACACUGUGACAAGGCUGUGUUCUACACCUCUGAGUCCUCGAAGGCUUUGGAGGCGGUAGACUUAAAUGAAAAAGAUGACUGGGCGAGGCUACGUAAAGCCUUGAAGCAUGCCUAUGAAAACGCUGGCGAUCUGCGCUGGUUCUUUUUGGCACAAGCAACCACAUUUGCCAUCAUCGAGAACCUCAAACACCUGGUGCUGACAAAAGAUCCAGAGGAGCCCUUCUACCUGGGCAAUGCUAUGAAGUCAGGGGAGCUGGAGUAUGUGGCGUAUGAAAGUGGCAUCGUUCUGAGUUAUCAAGCACUGAAAAGGCUAGUGAAUGUGUUCGAGGAUGAAGAAAAAUGUCCAGAAAGAGGACAUACCCUGUGGAAGAUGAGUGAGGACAAGCAGUUGGCAGUGUGUCUCAAAUAUACCGGUGUGUUCGCAGAGAACGGAGAAGACUCGCACGGAAAGGGCCUCUUUAACAGCAAGAGCGUAGACAGCUUAAUAACAGACAGCAUGAAGGACAACCCCACGAAUGUGGUGGAGGGCUGCUGCUCCGACCUGGCAGUCACAUUCAACGGGAUGUCGCCCAAUCAAAUGCAGGUUAUGAUGUUUGGAGUUUACAGACUUCGUCCUUACGGUCACGACUUCCAUGACUUGUUAGUAUUCCAACCUCCUGAAGGGUCAGACAACGAUUAGAGACUGUUUCAUAUGUACGUGGCAUUUGAAAUGUUUUUUUGCUUCUAUGAUGGCAAACUAAAUGUUGAAAUGUUUUUCUAAUUCUGUUUGUAAAAUGGAUCCUGGGUGAGAAUAAAUCUUUUAUGUAUAUUUGUACCUUUUUGCAGUUGGCACAAUCAGCACCUGAAAUGUGUUUGUGGUGUUAUUGAACUGAGAAAUGAGUCAAUGAGUGUGCAGUUCUUUCAAAUGAUUUUAGAGAUAUGUAUCACACUUCAAUAAUAUACCUCAGUGUUGAAUUCUGGGGAAAGCAUAUUCAGUAGGGCUGCACGAUGAUUUAAUUAUGUAGCCGAAAGAUUAAGAGUUUUGCAACCACAUCUUCCAAUUUUCAGGGGUUGUUUUUGAUUGAAAAGAAUUCGAAAGUUGGACUAAUUUAUGUUUUAUUAGACAGUGCUUCCUUGUAACUUAGUCAUGUUGAAUUAAAAAUGUGAGUUUUCCUUCGGUUUUUAGCAGCAAACAAGUUUUAGAAUGACUUAUUUGAGUUAACUUGUCGUACAUGGUCACGUUCAGUGUUACAAUUGCUGAAUCAAUAUGUCGUGCAGCCCUAAUGUUCAGUAUAUUUCUAUUGUCAUGUGUUAAAAACAUUCAUUUUCAGUGGAGCUUUCAUCGUUUCACUUUCAUUUUAAGAAACAUCUGAUUAUCAGACAAAGUACUCUUAAUAAAUGUGACUUUUGGAUGAUGAGAAUAAAUAAAAGGAUUAAAUGUUG
Messenger RNA from Eleginops maclovinus (Patagonian blennie), 1870 nucleotides. RefSeq names its product C1GALT1-specific chaperone 1 (gene c1galt1c1). The transcript is spliced from 2 exons. The coding region runs from base 171 to 1127 and encodes 318 amino acids. The record is from RefSeq and is a predicted model, not a curated record. Lineage: Eukaryota; Metazoa; Chordata; Actinopteri; Perciformes; Eleginopidae. Gene Ontology annotation, molecular function: N-acetylgalactosaminide beta-1,3-galactosyltransferase activity.